UUCAACCCAAAAUGUCAAUGUCAUAAUAUGUCAGAUGAAUAAAACUUCGUCUGGUCAAUAUCCUUUCCCUUCAAAAAUGGCGAAUCGCGGCGGUUCAUCGAGACGUGUUCCUGAAAAUGAAGCCGCUAUUACAUAUGUUCAAUGUGAUGGUUUGGCGGUGAUGAAAAUAGUGAAGCACUGUCAUGAAGAAUCAUGCAGUAACAUGGAAGUUGCCCAAGGUGCCCUUCUGGGUCUUGUGGUUGAGAACCGUCUGGAAAUCACCAACUGCUUCCCAUUCCCCAAGCAUGAUGAUACUAUGGAUGAAGAGGAAUACCAGUUGGACAUGAUGAGACGCCUACGCAGGGUCAAUGUGGACCAUUUCCAUGUUGGAUGGUACCAAAGUGCAGAUGUUGGUAACUUCUUGAGUCAGUCGCUCCUGGAGUCCCAGUACCACUACCAGACUUCAAUUGAAGAAAGUGUUGUUGUUAUUUAUGACACUAAGAAGUCAGCAAGAGGAUUCUUAACAUUAAAGGCCUACCGCCUAACUCCUCAGGCCAUAGCUAUGUACAAGGAAGGUGAUUACACACCGGAGGCGCUCCGGAAUCUAAAGAUUGGAUAUGAGAGCUUGUUCAUUGAAGUGCCAAUCGUUAUCCGCAAUUCGCCGCUCACAAACAUCAUGAUGUCGGAGCUGUCGGAAAUGAUCCCCGAGGAAGAGGGCUCUAAAUUCUUGGACCUCGGUACUGCAUCUGUUCUUGAAGGUCAACUCCGCAGUCUUAUGGAACGCGUCGAUGAAUUAAACCAAGAGGCGAUCAAGUUCAACAGAUACCAGCAAUUAGUGGUGCGUCAGCAACAAGACAAGCACCGGUGGUUGUUGAAGAGGGCCCAAGAGAAUGCGGCCAGGGCUGCCAAGGACGAGCCCCCACUACCUGAAGAAGAUGUUAACAAACUCUUCAAGCCGCUGCCUGUCCCCCCAAGGCUGAACCCCAUGAUUGUAGCUGGCCAAAUUAACACCUACAGCCAACACAUCAGCCAAUUCUGCUCACAGAGCCUCGCUAAAGUGUACUUGACUCAAGCGCUGCAAAGCGCAAAGGAGUCGAAACAGAACAGCAAUUAAUUUGUGGUAUUAAAACUAUGGUCUAAUG
Messenger RNA from Zerene cesonia (dogface butterfly), 1121 nucleotides. It is a transcript of the gene eIF3h, whose product is annotated as eukaryotic translation initiation factor 3 subunit H. The coding region runs from base 35 to 1093 and encodes 352 amino acids. The transcript has 5 exons. Gene Ontology annotation, cellular component: eukaryotic 43S preinitiation complex; cytoplasm; cytosol. The record is from RefSeq and is a predicted model, not a curated record. Gene Ontology annotation, molecular function: protein binding; translation initiation factor activity; metallopeptidase activity. NCBI's taxonomy places the organism in Eukaryota, Metazoa, Arthropoda, Insecta, Lepidoptera, Pieridae.